AUGGCAGCGACCGACGCGACUCGGGCGCUCGAGGCGCUGCAACGCCUUGAAGCAAAACAAGAAAUAUCCAUCAUCAAACUCAGCGAAACCAUCACCGAUCCCGCAGAACAAGGCUCACGGCAAAGAGCAUCCGACGCAUCAAAUUCACUUCUCGAUGGCCCUACACCAGCCGGCCUGGAGGCCGACCUAGCACACUACACCGAGUUAUUCGCAAAGCUACGAUUUUCCUACGUCGAGCAAGUCACCAAGGAGAAGUUCAUCCGCGCCAUCGUCGGCGACCCGCCACUAAUCGUCACAAUGCAAGAGAACCUGGAUCUAGAAAAGGAAAACUCGGCAGCCAAGGCGGAACUCAAGUCGCUCAAGGCCCAAGUCGCAUCCAUGGUGACGGAGCUCGAGAAGAGGGGACGGGAGCUCAGCCAGCGAUACGAAGCCGUGCAACUCGACACAGCGAAACUGCAAGAAUUGCCAGCCAAGACGCAAGAACUCGAAGAGCGCGUCGAGAAGCUCAGGGCGGCGCAGGAGUUCCACGGCGCGAACCCCAAUCUCAAUUUGCCUCUGGCCAAGACGCUUGGCCUGGUAGAGCGGCGCAGGGCUGAGCAGCAGCAACUGGCGCGGGAGCUUGAAGCUCUGCGGGCCAAGGUGCCCAGGAAGCAGAAGGAGGCAGAGCGUUUGCAGGCCGAGCUGGGACCAUUGGAGGCCAAGCUCCAGACGAGUACUGCGGCCGCACGUGAAGCACAGAGGAGGAAAGAGGCGGCUCUUGGCGGCGUGGCAGAUGACUUGGAGCAGCGGGCACGGUGGUGGAGGGCGAGCGAGGAUGUGUUGAGGCAGGUUUUGGAUCUGAAGACGUAG
Messenger RNA from Pochonia chlamydosporia 170, 849 nucleotides. RefSeq names its product 60s ribosomal protein l37 protein. The record is from RefSeq and is a predicted model, not a curated record. Gene Ontology annotation, biological process: attachment of mitotic spindle microtubules to kinetochore; kinetochore assembly; protein localization to kinetochore. The transcript has a single exon. Lineage: Eukaryota; Fungi; Ascomycota; Sordariomycetes; Hypocreales; Clavicipitaceae. Gene Ontology annotation, cellular component: kinetochore. Bases 1 to 849 code for a protein of 282 amino acids.